UUACGACAUGACGUCAUAAGACUGCGCUCCUGCAUCUGCUGUGAUUCUGCUGAAGAAAGAUGGAGUUUAUUAAAGAGGAGGCGAAUGAAGAUAUAAAGAUGGUGUUUAUUAAAGAUGAGACUGAAGACAUGAAGAUUGAGAUUAAAAAACAGGAAGAGAGUGAAGAUAUAAAGAUGGUGUUUAUUAAAGAGGAGACUGAAGACGUGUUUAUUAAAGAGGAAGAGACUGAAGACAUAAAGAUGGAGUUUAUUAAAGAGGAGACUGAAGACAUGAAGAUUGAAGAAACAUUCAGUGUGAAACAUGAAGAUACUGAGGAACAAACAGACCUAAUGGCACUGAAAGAGGCAAGCCAAGAACUUAAUGAAAAAGAAGAGACAAAACAUUAUAAUUUCAUGACUGGAGAAAAAUCAUCACAGGUUUCCUCACAAAAAGGAGCUCAAAAGACAGGAACUAAAAGUUAUUUCACCUGCCAACAAUGUGGAAAGACUUUCAAACAUAAAAAAAAACUUAAAGUUCACAUGAGAAUUCACACUGGAGAAAAACCUCAUACCUGUCAAGAGUGUGGAAAGAGUUUCAGUCGAAAAGAAACCCUUAUAGCCCACAUGAGAAUUCACACUGGAGAAAAGCCUCAUACCUGUCAAGAGUGUAGAAAGAGUUUCAGUCAAAAAGGAAGCCUUAAAGUUCACAUGAGAAUUCACACUGGAGAAAAGCCUUACACCUGUCAAGAGUGUGGAAAGGGUUUCAGUGAGAAAGGAAGCCUUACAGCCCACAUGAGUAAUCACACUGGAGAAAAGCCUUACACCUGUCAAGAGUGUGGAAAGAGUUUCAGUCACAAAGCAUACCUUAAAAUCCACAUGAGAAUUCACACUGGAGAAAAGCCUUACACCUGCCAACAGUGUGGAAAGAGUUUCAGUCAUAAAGGAAGCUUUAAAGCUCACAUCAAAAUUCAUGUUAGAGAGAACCCAUUCACCUGCCAACAGUGUGGAAAGAGUUUCAGUGGAAAAGGAAAACUCAAAAUCCACAUGAGAGUUCACACUGGAGAAAAGCCCUUCACCUGCCAACAGUGUGGAAAGAGUUUCAGUGAGAAAGGAAACCUUACAGCCCACAUGAAAAUCCACACUGGAGAAAAGCUUCACACCUGCCAACAGUGUGGAAAGAGUUUCAGUCGAAAAGAAGGCCUUAUAGCCCACAUGAGUACUCACACUGGAGAAAAGCCUUACACCUGCACUCUGUGCGGGAAUGGCUUCACGCAGGAACGAAGCCUUAGGGAACACAUGAAUAUUCACACUGGAGAGAAGCCAUUCGCCUGCCAACAAUGUGGAAAGAGUUUCAUUAGAAAAGCAAGCCUUAAAGCCCACAUGAGAAUUCACACUGGAGAGAGCCCAUUCACCUGCCAACAGUGUGGAAAGAGUUUCAUUAGAAAAGAAGGCCUUAUAGCCCACAUGAGCACUCACACUGGAGCAAAGCCUUACACCUGCACUCUGUGCGGAAAUGGCUUCACACAGGAACGAAGCCUCAGGCAACACAUGAAUAUUCACACUGGAGAGAAACCUUUUAAAUGUGAUCAGUGUGGAAAGACUUUCACACAUAAAAUGAGCCUUUAUUACCACAUGAGAAUUCACAAUUGAGAAAAGCCUCAUACCUGCUAACAGUGUGGAAAGAGUUUCAGACACAAAGGAAACCUUAUAGUACACAUGAGAACUCACACUGGAGAAAAGCCUUAAGCCUCGUUUACACUACACACUGCUACUCAAGAUUAAAUACAAAAUAAAGUCAAAAUAAUCACCCUGAUUUAACUCCUUUAAAACUUGACAUUUGUUUGUUCUUGUCAUCCAUAACUGGACUUUUUUUGUAUGUAUUGUGUAUUAACUUUGUCUAUAGGCUACGGCGAAAUAAAGUAUGACAUAUCACAAUCAAUCAAAUAUACAAAUAUAAACAUUUAGCCAUUAAAAACAGAUAAGGACGAGAGAGGACCAGGCCUGGACUUUAUUUUAUGUUUGGUUAUGUUUGUGUGGCCAGCAGACGUUGUAACGGUCACUUAGAGCAUUUAUAGUAAUUUGAGGUAGAAUGUGAGGUUUUCCAGGCAGGACAACUAGCUCGCUGGCCGCGGAGAGCGCGUGGAAUUCAGUUGAUGGACAUGCAAUCGCGUUUCGCGGAUUUUCUGCUGUUCUUUAAAGACUCUUACGAGAUCGACUGGAGCUGCAAGUAGUGCAGGUGAACUUUAUGUUGUUUUAUUUCGUCUAGAUAGUCAUAUUUUUCAGUGGGACUGACAGUUUAUUGUUCCUUGAAUUCAGUACUUUGUUUGAAAAGACUUAAGACAGAAGAAAACACUUGGAAUAUUUAUUUUAAAUUUUUUUUCUUCUUCCACUUUGAAAAACGGACAUUUGUUUUUGCCGGAUUGGACAUUUUUUUGAGGCAACUACACAAUACUUUACCGUACGACGUCAUGUUUUUUUUUCUUCUUCAUCUCUUCAUGUGGCCUGAUACUUUGUCUAAUAAAAAACUGUCAUUGGUUUUGUCAUUAAGUUUGUAUUGUAUUUUGUGCACCUUCUCUGAGUUAAAUUGUUAUAUUGUUUUAACAGAGACUGUACAGGUGCACAUUAAUAUUUCUUCAGCAGACAAACAGGUUUGAUGUACUGUAUUGUGCUUAUUUCCUGAUUGAUUCAUUGUAAACAGUGCAUCUGCAUAUAA
This is a messenger RNA of Megalobrama amblycephala (Wuchang bream), 2691 nucleotides long. Its product is annotated as gastrula zinc finger protein XlCGF57.1-like. The record is from RefSeq and is a predicted model, not a curated record. Bases 60 to 1628 code for a protein of 522 amino acids. Gene Ontology annotation, biological process: regulation of transcription by RNA polymerase II. The transcript has 3 exons. Gene Ontology annotation, molecular function: DNA-binding transcription factor activity; RNA polymerase II cis-regulatory region sequence-specific DNA binding. NCBI's taxonomy places the organism in Eukaryota, Metazoa, Chordata, Actinopteri, Cypriniformes, Xenocyprididae.